AUGGCAGCCAUGAUGCUCAACCAACGUACGAGUGGAUUCGUCGGCACUCCGACGGUCUCGAAAUCUGCAUCGCGCACUACCACGCGCACUACUUUUACGAUAGAAUCGGGCCUCUCCACAACCGACCGAAACAAUAAGCGUUCGAGAAUCGGGAAGCAACCGAUCUCGGUGCCGAAAGGCGUCACGUACGACUUGAAAGAAGGCAGUUUAAAAGUGAAGGUACGUAUUCUGAAUAGUUUUACCGUGAUUUUAGGGGGAUAUAAACCUCGCAUACGCGUCGAACGCGGACUAUCAAAGAUAAAAACUCACCACUGUAAUAUCUCUCUUUUCUUUUCCAAUCACGAUCUGCAGGGCCCGAAAGGUGAAUUGAGCUUGGAGUACCCGGCGGAAUACAUCUCCAUGAAGGUUGAAGGCGAACAAAUCGUAGUGGAUAGAACGAGCUCGACGAAAAAGGCGAGAGAGCAACACGCUUUAUACAGAACCUUAGCUAACAACAUGUUCGUCGGCGUCUCUACUGGCUUUGAGAGAAAGUUGAAACUCGUAGGUGUUGGUUACAAAGCUGCCAUGCAAGGUUCCAAGGCGGUGAGCUUGUCCUUAGGUAAGGCGCACCCGGAUGUGUGCGAAUUCCCGGCAGGCGUCACGGUGAAAGUCGAUUCGCCGACGGAGUUGACGGUGUCUGGUUACGACAAGUCGGCGGUCGGUAACUUUGCGGCUAUCAUUCGAUCAAAGAGAAAGCCGGAACCGUACAAAGGGAAGGGUAUCAGAUAUUCGGACGAAGUUGUCAUCCAAAAGGAAGGCAAAAGAAAGUAA
Molecule: messenger RNA, 810 nt
Organism: Bathycoccus prasinos
Lineage: Eukaryota; Viridiplantae; Chlorophyta; Mamiellophyceae; Mamiellales; Bathycoccaceae
Product: 50S ribosomal protein L6
Exons: 2
Coding region: 1-810 (269 amino acids)
Biological process (GO): translation
Cellular component (GO): ribosome
Molecular function (GO): structural constituent of ribosome; rRNA binding
Source: RefSeq, a predicted model, not a curated record